Molecule: messenger RNA, 1943 nt
Organism: Biomphalaria glabrata
Lineage: Eukaryota; Metazoa; Mollusca; Gastropoda; Planorbidae
Product: L-amino-acid oxidase-like
Exons: 10
Coding region: 145-1752 (535 amino acids)
Biological process (GO): amino acid catabolic process
Molecular function (GO): polyamine oxidase activity; L-amino-acid oxidase activity
Source: RefSeq, a predicted model, not a curated record
UUGAGUUGAUACACUUCAAUGACCUGCCCUUAUGCAAGCCAAACAGAGUAGGACCCACUAAAAGACCAACUGGGAUAGUCUUGAGGUGACAACCCUCAACACUUCUGGCUAGUAACGUAUUCGUGAGUUGACCAAGCCUAAAGUAUGGCGUCAGGCAUUCUCACGACCCUACUUCUGUUCUGCGCAGUACUGUUAGUGAUAGAAGGUGGGAAGAUUCGUCAUAAGGAAGACUCAGAAGAGAAUGAAGAUGCUUGUCAGAGAUAUAUGGAUGUGGCCAUUGUUGGAGCUGGACCUGCCGGCACUUACUCCGCCUACAGGCUGCGGGAACAGAACCUUCGAGUGGAAGUCUUCGAAUACUCCAACCGUGUGGGUGGACGGCUCUACACAAGCAGGCUGCCAGACGCACCCGAUGUGCCAGUGGAGCUAGGAGGGAUGAGAUUUAUCCCUCAAGUGCACACUAGAGUUAUGCACCUGGUUCAAGAGCUGGGUCUGACUUCACGUUUGUUUUCCCUGAACUACGAGAACACUGCAGAUUCUCGCUUCUUUCUAAGAGGUAAAAGUUUUCUGCCACAGGAGCUUGCAGAAGGAGACAUCCCUUACAAACUCAGCGCAGAGGAGAAGGCCAAUCAAGGGAGAAUAUUCAGGUAUUAUCUGGAGAAGUUGACAGGAUAUAAUGGCACCGAUGUUGAUGAAAUUAUGCUGCUGCAGCUCAAAGUUAAAGAUGGAAGAUAUCUUUAUGCAGUACCAAUCGAUGAAGCUCUUGGGAUGGUAGCCACGGAAGAAGGCCGACAGUUUAUGCUGGCCUUGGAUCAAUUUGAAUCAGACUUCGCCUCGGACACAUCUCUAUCUUUCAUAGAGAAUAAUAUUGGACCUUACAGUGGAGAUUACCCAGUUGUAACUGUAACUGAAGGAAUGAGUGCUAUACCCAAAGGACUUCUCCGAGCAUUUCUGGAUGCUAGUUCCAGACAUCAAGUGACAUUGAACAGAAAGCUUCUCUCUAUAGUACGGAAUGAUGCCGUUGGAUAUCGCCUGGUCUUCCAAAAAACUCAGACCCAAGAUGGAGUGACAACACUGCUGGACUCAUUUGAUGUUGUGUGUGCUAAAAAGAUAAUUCUGGCGUUACCAAGGCUUGCUCUUAGUCAAAUCGAAUGGAAUCCACUCAGAGAUGACAGAGUUAAUGAAGCGAUCAACGCUGUUCGUGACGUCAAAGUCGUCAAAGUGUUUUUAACAUUCCCAACACGAUGGUGGAUGGACAGCUCCACUUACCCAGCGCGUGUGACCUACUCUGAUCUCUCUUUCAGCCAGUUCUACGACUGGGGUCGGUCCAACGUCACUGGGCAUUACAUCAUGUUGGCCAGCUACGCGGACGAGACGAGGGCCAAGUUACUGGCUUCCCUGAACGCCAAAGGGAACCUGGCAAGUGGAUCGGUCGGAGGACCUCACAGAGUCACCAAAGGUCUGGUUGAUAGUCUGCUAGAUGACAUCGCCAAGGCGUACGGAACUGACCGCAGAUACAUCCCUGAACCAAUCUCUGCCAUGGCCCAGUUCUGGGGAAGCUAUCCUUUUGGUGGGGGCUGGGUCGUGUGGAAGGCCGGGUACCGCUACGAUGACGUCAUCUCUACUGUCCAGCGACCAUCAUUGACUGACCAGAUAUUUUGUGUUGGGGCUGACCACUCCAGGGGUUACCAUGUUGGCUGGUCAGAAGGGGCGUAUGAAACAGUGGACAGGGUUAUGGAUAUGUACUUUUUGUAAAGAUACGUGUCUUAAUUUUGGUUAAUGGUCACCAGUAAUUAAAAAUUAUUGUUAAAAAAAUGUAUUUCUGAAGUUUGUAUUGUCAAAUGAAAAGUGCACAUAACUUUGUAUAGUAUUUAUACUGUCAUUUCUAAGCUGUAAUGUGAGUUUAAUAUGAAAUAAAACUGUUUCUUAAUAUCUGCUCCCAUUAA